UAGUCCAAAUCCCGUUCCAUAAAAAUUGGUUGAAGAAAGAAAAAAAAAGGGGAACACGAUAGAAACUAGAUUCAAGUUGAGUCCGAAGCCAUUACGUCGCUGGAGUGCCCUAAUCUCCACUCGUACCAAGACCUGGACAACCAAAACGAAGUCUGGGAAUUCAUAUAGGGGACGUUGUGAACCAAGAUAUUCAAGAUCAGGAACUCGGUGCAUUAGGCAUUCCUAUUUUCUUGGAAUUACAAAAUCCCAAGUUCAUAUAUUCAGACACUUCCAGAUCAAGGCGUUAUUGCCCGACUUGACUCAACCACAGAGAGAAAAUGGCGGCGAAUUUCUGGGCAUCGUCUCACUGUAAGCAGCUCGUGGAGCAAGAGGAUGUGGAUGUGGUCCACUCACUUGAUAAGGAGAAGGGUUUAACCCUCGACGAAUUCAAACUUAUCAAAAUUCAUAUGUCAAAUCAUAUUUCAAAGCUUGGCGAACGAGUUAAAGUACAACAGAGGGUGGUCGCUACUGCAAUUGCUUAUUUCAGACGUGUUUAUACAAGAAAGAGCAUGACAGAGUAUGAUCCACGUCUAGUCGCACCUACCUGUUUGUACCUUGCAGCCAAAGCAGAAGAGAGCACUGUACAGGCUAAGCUUAUUGCAUUUUAUUUGAGAAAAUGCCCUGAGCCAUAUGUCUUUGAAAUCAAAGACAUUCUUGAGAUGGAGAUGAAGCUUCUGGAAGCACUUGACUACUAUUUAGUUAUUUAUCAUCCAUAUCGUUCACUGCUUCAGCUAUUGCAGGAUGCUGGCAUGCAAGAUUUGACCAUCCCAGCAUGGUCCAUUGUCAAUGAUACGUACAAGAUGGAUCUCAUUCUUUGUCAUCCUCCUUAUAUGAUUGCUUUAGCCUGCAUAUACAUUGCAAGCGUACUGAAUGAUAGAGACACAAAUACAUGGUUUGAGGAGCUUCGUGUAGACAUGAAUGUGAUUAAGAAUAUUGCAGUUGAGAUAUUGGAUUUUUAUGAUGUAUAUAAACCGACAACUGAAGACAGAAUAAAUGCAGCUCUUACCAAAUUAACUGCAAAGACCUAAUGGCUUCAUCAACCAUGACAAUAGAGGUCUUCCUGACAGUGUACAGCAAAUUUUGGAGGACUGACGCCCUGUCCAGUUGAAGUUGUCAUUCGAUCAAAGGGAAAACGGAACUCCUGUAUAUCUUUGUUGACGAAACAUGCAGCCAUAGAAGUGCUUGUUCACUGCUGCUUUUAUCUCGUUAUCUUAAUGAAUGAAAUUUAUGCAUCAUUUUUGUGCA
Nymphaea colorata (pocket water lily) is the source of this 1284-nucleotide messenger RNA. Its product is annotated as cyclin-C1-1-like. Gene Ontology annotation, molecular function: cyclin-dependent protein serine/threonine kinase regulator activity. Bases 318 to 1067 code for a protein of 249 amino acids. NCBI's taxonomy places the organism in Eukaryota, Viridiplantae, Streptophyta, Magnoliopsida, Nymphaeales, Nymphaeaceae. Gene Ontology annotation, biological process: positive regulation of transcription by RNA polymerase II. The record is from RefSeq and is a predicted model, not a curated record. Gene Ontology annotation, cellular component: nucleus; mediator complex. The transcript has 9 exons.